Messenger RNA from Saccostrea echinata, 1390 nucleotides. RefSeq lists its product as uncharacterized. Lineage: Eukaryota; Metazoa; Mollusca; Bivalvia; Ostreida; Ostreidae. The record is from RefSeq and is a predicted model, not a curated record. The transcript is spliced from 7 exons. The coding region runs from base 282 to 965 and encodes 227 amino acids.
CACAUCCAUACCGUUCUUCUACCGUGAUAUAAAGAUUACAUCUGGGAGGGAACUGCUGAUCCGUGCCCCUAAAACAAUAAGGAGGGAGAAAAAUCCAGAGAAACCGGAGUCCUAUCGAUUACAAACGUUCUCCAAAAUUGGAAGUGCCCCAGGAAAUGACCAACUAUACCCAGGGUGAUUGCUGAUCAGUGAAAAUAUAUAAAGCAGGGGAUCCGUGAUAUAGGUUUCUUAUUAGGAUUUUCUGAUUUUCAUUAAGAACACAACCACAACUAGUUGUUAGCAUGGAAAAGAAGAAGGAUCUGCAGGAUUUCAAGAUCAUUCCAGGCAAGGAGGCUGUUUAUAUGAUAAUUAGGUUCCGAGAUGAAAUGGAGAUGAGGAUCAGAAAUGCCCUGGCUAUCUCUAAACGAGCGGUAGAAAACUACCACGGCAAAAUCAUCGGAAUUUCAGGAGAAUGUAACGUAUAUGAAGAAGACCUUACAAAAUGGCCGUCCAAUCGCCGUAUCCUGGUUAUUUACUUCUCAGAUCAAGCCAACGCCAUCAGGUGGAUCAACAGUGACAAAUAUUUCAAGAAUGACGACUUUCCCCAACCCAGCGACACUCUGCAGAUUUUCCUUAUCCCUGUCCACUACACUGCCGACAGAGAAAACUACACAUUUCACCUACAAGAGUUUGGAAACUGUAAGAAUUGGGAUAAACUAAACGACGGCUAUAUAAAGCAUGCAGCCAAAGUGAUGGAUACCUUCAAGGUUCAGCAUGGCGCAGCCUACACGACAGAUGCCGAGGGUCUCCGAUGUUCCUUCGUCAGGAAGGGGAACUUCGUGGUGCUACACAGGUUCCAGUCGGUAGAUCAUUUUGAAAAUUUCUACUAUUCAAAGGCCUAUGAUACAUUGAAACAGUUUAGAAGAACUCUGUGUGACUGUAAUUCUACUGUUUUCACCAUAAACCCAGACAUAAGAAACCCUUAAAUUCUGGGAUAGCAAUGACGUCAUAGCAAUACAAUUAUAACUCCCAGCAUCCCAUUGCAAACUUUCUCCGUCCUCAUUUUUCAAAUACUGUAGAAGUAGCGCGGAUAUUAAUACUGGGUAUUUUAUAACCACAUUGAUUUGGAUGAUUAACUGAAGACUGUCACCUCACUCUUAAACUACUGACUGUGAUAAACUCUGGUUUAUAUGUCGAAUGAGCCGUCCAUUUAUCUCUCCGUUUUUGGAGAUUGUUGGUAGUCAUUUUUUUAUCAUUGUUUUGUAUAAUUUGUUUUUUAAAUAGCCUCAGCAAUUUAUAAUAUGAUUUGCAUUUGAAGUAACGUUUUUAGUUGUUGCUUAUCUUCUGUGAUAGUUCAUUAUCUAAUCAAAUAAAUGAUAUACUCUUAUGUCAUUCAAUCAUUUAUGUUGAU